AUGGGCAAGAAAGGUAAAGCAUCUCGACCUUCGAAGGCAUCGAGUGGCGUAGCAGCAGCAGCAGCAGCCGCGGCACCGAAGGCAGACAGCUCUUUGCAUGGCGAGACGCUCAAGAUGAUACAGGAGCUUGGUAUCUCCGGCGCUGCAGCUGUUGGUGACGGCGCGGAACCAGCAGCGGGAGCAAGCACCGCCAAGCCGGCGGCGGCACCGACGGCACCGGCGGCAGCGGCGCGGAGGGACUCGGGCAGCGGAAACGGAAACGGCGGCGGUGGGAGAGGGGCCGGUGGCUGGCGGGGGGGCGGCGGGAGGGGAGGAAGGGGCGGCGGGAAGGGAAGAGAAAGCGGCGCAGAACAGCACGGUGGUGGCGGCGGUGGAAAGGUAGAUUUCAAGAGGGACAGCAGGAAUGACGGGAAGGGGGGGCGGGGCGGCGGGCGGGGCGGCGGCGGGGGGCGCGGAGGAGGAGGAAGAGGAGGAGGAGGAGGUGGGGCGUGGGGAGAGCCAGCGGACUUGGGGCCGUUUGGCGGGAUCCGCCUCAAACAUCCCGUUGCUGACAGCGAGGGGAGCUGGUACGAAGACGUCCCCGCGUCGCUCGGUGGCAAAGCCGGCGGCGGCAAACGCGGCAAGAAGGCCAAGGCAGGGAAGGCGAAAGCCGUCGAGAAUGGUUCCUCCUCGACAGCUUCCCCCGCGAUGACGUCACAGGCACGCGCCGCGGGCAAGGCGCUCCUGGAAGCGGAGGUGGCGGCGUGGACGGCGCAAAGGGAGAGGCACGCUAGCGGGGAUGAUAAGUGGGUGGCCCAGGUUUUGCGAGGCGGGACUCUGUCGGACAAGGUGGCGGCGCUGACCCUCCAGGUGCAGGAGAGCCCGGUUCACCGCCUGGCGGUGCUGGACGGUCUGCUGGACCUCGGCCUCAAGAAAGAGAGGCGCACGGCCCAGAUGGCUCUGGAAGCCCUCAAGGAUCUGUUCAUCACCAACCUUCUACCGGACUCUAGGAAACUCGUGCCCUUCGAGACACGCCCGUUGCUCCAGGCCCUAGCCUCCGUGACGGAGGAGGGGAACAAGGGGCAGGGGGGAGGGGGUGACAGCGUCCCGGGGGGGGGACGGGGGGUCAACAGCCCCGGGGGCAAGGCGGCCGGAAAGGCGCUCCUGAUGUGGUACUACGAGGAUCAGAUCCUGAACAGGUUCUACCGCCUAGUCGGGGCGAUCGAGGCCGGUUCGAGGGACACGGUGGAGAACUUCAAGAGGUUCAGUCUAGAGGCGGCCAAGGACCUGCUGGAGGCCAAGCCCGAAGGCGAGGGGCGGCUGCUGGCGCUCCUUGUGAACAAGCUCGGAGACCCGGACAGGAAGAUAAGCUCCAAGGUAAUCCACCUGUUGCAGAGGCUUCUGGCGAAGCACCCGGCCAUGAAAGGGGUGGUCGUGCGGGAGGUGCAGCAGUACCUUCACAGACCGGGCCUGCAGCCCAAGGCCGUCUACGCCGGCAUCAUCUUCCUCAACCAGGUGUACCUCACUGCCGGCGAGGACGGAGCGAUCGCUUCCACCCUCGUGCAAACCUACCUCCGCCUCUUCGAGGGAGCCACCUCCUCCUCCUCCUCCUCCUCCUCCUCAGCAAGCGACGGCAAGAAGGACAGGGGCAAGCAGCAGCACGGGAAGAAGAACGAAGAAAACGCCUCCUUCUAUGCCGGGGGGUCGGGGGCGAAGCUGCUCUCGGCCCUCCUGACGGGCGUCAACCGCGCGAGGCCUUACCUUCCUCCGGGGGACCCGGGGGUUGAGGGGAGGACGGCGUCGCUCUUCAGGGUGGCGCACACCGGGGGGUUCGCGACAACGACGCAGGCGUUGUCUCUGCUGUUUCAGGUCGUUUCGGCCGCCCCGGCCAACAAACCGGCCGCGGGUUCCGAUAAGAAGCCUGCUGCCAAUGGAAAACCCAUCGCCGCGGCGGCGGCGGCGCAUGGGGAACUCGCAGCCGGUGGCGAGGGGGGUGCCAACAUCUCGGCCCGGUUCUACGCGGCGCUGUACGCGAAGCUCCUGUCGUCAGACCUCGGGGGGGCUUCGAACCCGGUCCUGUUCCUUAACCUGGUGUACAAGGCGAUCAAGGCUGACACGGAGGAGGCGAGGGCGGCGGCGUUUGCCAAGAGGCUGCUGCAGGUGACUGCUGUCUGCGACGCCCCUCUUGCGGCGGCGGGACUGUUUGUCGUGUCCGAGGCUCUCAAGAAGCAUCCCGAUCUCAGGCGGUCGCUGUUCGAGAACGCUCGUCCCGCCGCCAGCGGUAGCUCUGCUGCUGCUGCUGCCGCUGCCGCCACCACCGCUCCAGCCGCCCACGGAGACGUGAUGGAUCUCGAGGAGCCGCCGCCGGCGGCGACGGGUGGGGGAGAAAGGAACGCGUCUGCCAGCGCCAGGAAGACUGGGGGGGGGGGGGACGCGGGGAUGAGCAUCCCCGGGUACGACCCUUCCAAGAGAGAUCCGCGCUUCGCCUUCGCAGGCGGAGGGGGAGGGGUUCAGCCGCUUUGGGAGGCGUCGCUCCUCCGGUCGCACGUGCACCCUUCCGUGUCGAGGUUCGCCGACAGCCUGGUGUCCAAGCAGCAGAACCACGCCGUCCAGUACAAAGGGGAUCCCCUUGCCGACCUGGCCCUGAUGCCCUUCCUCAACAGGAUGGCCUACAAGAACCCCAAGGCUAGGGACGACAAGAACCAGGGGCGAGGAAUGCGGCGAGUGAAGCCCCCCGUGGGCGAAGCGGACGCGGCCGUUAACGACGACGCCUUCAUCACGCAGCCCAAGGAAUCUGUCUCCGCCGACCAGGUUUUCUUUCACAAUUUCUUCCGGGAGAAGGCCACGCGCGACCGCGCCAGGGGCAUCACGUCCGCUUCCUACAGAAAGAAGAAGGCGGCCGCCGCCGCCGCAGCCGCCGCCGGCGGAAAGGGCGCUCGGAGGCGCCAAGACGACGAGGAUGACCCCGAUAGUUCGUUCAUGGUGGAUGACGUUGCCGAUGAGGCGGACGAUACGGCCGGGUUGGGGGACGAUGACGAUGCCGAGGAAGAGGCGUUUGCGAUGCAGCUGGCCGAGGGGUUGAUGCGCGAUGCCGCCGCCGGAGGGGGCGGAGCGGCAGGGCUCGACGACGAGGAUCCGGACAUGGAUGGCUGGAGCGAUAUGGACGAUGGCGAUGACGACGACGAUAGCGAUGACGAGGGCGGCUCGAAGCGCAAGGGCAGCUUCAAGGCAGGGGGCGAUGCCGACGAUUUCAUGGAGGCCGAAGACUCGGACAGCAGCGAUGGCGAAGAUGAACAAGACAGCGAUGGGCAGAUCACAGGGGCCGCGGCUCUCAGGAAAAUCGCAGACGGCCUGGACGAAACGGGCGUAGAGGACGAUGAGGACGAGGGCGAGGAAGGGGAAGAGGAAGAGGAGGACGAAAGCGGGGACGGCGGGAAGGGCGGAGGAGGAGGGAAGAAGGUUUCGACGAAGGGCAGGAGGGUGAGCUGGCUGAAGGAGGGGAAGGUAGCCCCUGAAGAAGAGGAGAGCAGUAGCAGCGAGAGCGAAGACGACGAUGACGAUGACGAAGAAGAAGAAAGCGAAGAAGAAGAAGAAGAAGAGGGUGAGGGCAGCAGCGGCAGCAGCAGCGGCAGCAGCGGCGGCGGAAGUUCGCAGGAUGAAAUGUCCAUGAUCUUAGCCGACGACGCCACAGACUCAUCUUCCUCAGAGGAAGAUGGCGGUUUCACCGAAGAAGCUGGUGCCGGCAAGAAACGCACCAAGGAAGCGCCACCCGAAACCGCUUCUUCCACAGGAGGCGGAGGGGGAAGGAGCUCUAGCAAGAAUGCGGCCAAGCGGCCAAGCCACGGCAGUCGAAAAAAGGGACGAAGUACCGGCAAGGAGGAGGAAACGGCGUUUGCGAGCUUCGAAGACUACCAGAAAGUGCUGGAUGCGUGGGACCCCGACAAUCCGGAGGCGCCGCUGCCCGCGAAGGCGUCAUCCCUCUCCGCUGGACGUAGUAGCAGCAAGGCUUCUUCGAGAAAGCGGGGAGGGGGGACGGGCCAGGGGGGAAGCAGCAGCAGCAGCAAGGGGGCGGCGGGACGGAAAAAACAACGGAAGGGCUGA
This is a messenger RNA of Ectocarpus siliculosus, 4080 nucleotides long. NCBI's taxonomy places the organism in Eukaryota, Phaeophyceae, Ectocarpales, Ectocarpaceae. The record is from the annotation of a GenBank genome assembly.